Molecule: messenger RNA, 2326 nt
Organism: Pangasianodon hypophthalmus (striped catfish)
Lineage: Eukaryota; Metazoa; Chordata; Actinopteri; Siluriformes; Pangasiidae
Gene: prkab2
Product: protein kinase, AMP-activated, beta 2 non-catalytic subunit
Exons: 8
Coding region: 169-969 (266 amino acids)
Biological process (GO): signal transduction
Cellular component (GO): nucleotide-activated protein kinase complex; cytoplasm; nucleus
Molecular function (GO): protein kinase binding
Source: RefSeq, a predicted model, not a curated record
AGUGUCAGGAAUAAAACGCGUUUCAGUACGGCUUCUAGUUUGGACGUCCGGCGUGCCGUAGUUACCGAGUGAACGUCAAGAAUGUUUUUGAAGUUGGAGCAGAAAGUAAAGAAAUAAAGAAAUCCUGGUUUGGCUGUUAGAGGAGGAGGCGUCUCUCUGUGUGUAGCUAUGGGCAAUACGAGUGACCGUGUAGCUGCAGAUCGUCAUGGACCAAAAUCCCAUCGUGCAGAUGGUGGUGCCCAAAAAGACCAUGAACCCAGCAAGAUGGUGGACAGCACGGAUGAUCCUAACAUCUUUAACACACACGGACCUGAAGUAAAGGCUCCAGUGGAGAAGGAUUUGCCUCCAGAUUUAAAUGACUUGGCGAAGGCGGGCACACAGGAGCGUCCAACCGUGAUCCGCUGGGCAGGAGGAGGGAGAGACGUCUACAUCUCCGGCUCCUUCGACAACUGGAGCACCAAGAUCCCACUUAAUAAAAGCCAUAAUGACUUUGUUGCAAUCCUGGACUUGCCUGAGGGCGAGCAUCAGUACAAGUUCUUUGUUGAUGGCCAGUGGCUUCAUGACCCUUCUAAGCCAGUUGUGACCAGUCAGAUGGGAACCAUCAACAACCUGAUCGAGGUGAAGAAAUCUGACUUUGAGGUGUUUGAUGCGCUGCAGGUGGACUCUCUCGAGUGCUCCGACACCUCUGAUCUCUCCAGCUCUCCUCCUGGUCCUUACGGACAGGAAGUGUACAUGUUCCGACCAGAGGAGCGCUUCAAGGCCCCGCCCAUCCUUCCUCCUCACCUCCUCCAAGUCAUCCUCAAUAAAGACACAAACAUUUCAUGUGAUCCUGCUCUGCUGCCUGAACCCAACCACGUCAUGCUCAACCAUCUUUAUGCACUCUCGAUAAAGGAUGGUGUGAUGGUCCUCAGUGCGACUCACAGGUAUAAGAAGAAAUACGUCACCUCUCUGCUGUAUAAACCCAUCUGAGAGUCAACGUCUGUGUUGUACUCCUGCUCCAUCUAGCUGACAUUGUACUACACACCCAGCUUACAGUGGUUCUGACAGCCACUGUCUCUCACUCUCACACUAAUGAUGAUGUGUGUGUGUGUCUGUGUGUGUGUGUCCACCACUGUAUGAUCAGGACUACUGAACUGUACUUCACACGUAGAGAUUGCAAUCAUGAGCUUUGUAAAGGUUUUUUUUUUCCCCCCUUCCUCUCCGCUAUAAAGCGGAUGCUAAAAUAGGUUUGGUGUUUUAAAGAGAGGUCUGAAGCGGUUUUGGCGUGGUUUAAAAUAGCAUCAUGUUAACCAAUGCUGAUUUAUGACUGAGAUGUGUGUCAUUUUAGAGUUUCCAUUGUUUUAUUUAUUGAACUUGUGAUAAUCACAUGUUUAAGUAUCUGCUUGCAGGACAUAAAAAGGGCUUUGCAGAUGAACUUAUAUUAAGUUGUAGGACUGACUGAAUAGGUUGAGGGAUUUUCUGCCUGGCCCAAGGCUGAGGUAUAGUUUGAAAAAAUAAAAGAAAGAUAUGAAUUGGCUUCCCCCCCCCCCCCCCCCCCCCCCCCCCCCUUCACAGUGGUUAGCAUGACUCAUACUGUCUAAUCAAGAACAUUGGUCACUGAUGCGAUAUGAAUUUUAAUAAGGAUGGCUGGAAUGAUAGUGUGUGUGUGUGUGUGUGUGUGUGUGAGCACAUGCAUGCUGUUGCCUUUCACUGCGAUUGUGUAAGCACUUUAACUAUAUAUUCACUGUGACGGGUUCAGACGGAAAGCUUUUUUCAGUUCCUAAGCUAUGCAGUUGACAAAUCUCGUACUGUAGGCUCUAGUUGAACACGCACAAUACGCUCUUCAGUACAAUAGCCGAGUGAAAUGUUUGUAUCAGUGUGCAUUGUAUUAGUAAUUCUUGCUGUUGUAUGUAUUAUGAAUGUUGAUUUACUGUAUUUGUAGUGAGAUGAUCCGGAUGUGUUGGUGGCUGUAGAGGCUGAGGUCUUUAGUAUAAAAGCUGUGUGGUUUUCGGUAAUGGUCAAAGGUUGGUUGUUUUUUUUUUUUUUCAGGUUUUUAUGAUAUUUGAAAUGCAUUGAAUUAUUCAUGGUGUUUUAAAUUGCUGUUUGAUGAAACUGUUUGAUGCUUAUUCCCUCCAAAGAUGUAGUGGAAUGCUGUAGUGUGUAUGGACAGUGUAUCAUAAAAUGAAAAGAGGUUUGAAGUUACAAUACUUUGCGAGGUGUGCUAUUUUGGAAAUAGAAUUUAAACACUUGAAUUUAUCCCGGAUGCUAUGUUUGUAAAGCAGUGCAGCAUAUGUUGUUAAGCCAUGCUGUUUAGUUUUGUUUGCAAAUAAAAAGCAAUACUGCAUGA